Messenger RNA from Olea europaea var. sylvestris, 606 nucleotides. RefSeq lists its product as uncharacterized. Bases 1 to 606 code for a protein of 201 amino acids. The record is from RefSeq and is a predicted model, not a curated record. The transcript has 4 exons. NCBI's taxonomy places the organism in Eukaryota, Viridiplantae, Streptophyta, Magnoliopsida, Lamiales, Oleaceae. Gene Ontology annotation, molecular function: nucleic acid binding.
AUGAGUCAUUUCUGGAGGAGUUUAUGGGAGAAACUUGAAAUGAAGUUGAAUUUUAGCAGCGCAUACCAUCCCCAAACAAAUGGUCAGAUCGAGAAUUUGGCAUUACCUCAAGCAGAGUUUGCUUAUAACUGGUCGAGGAAUAGAACCACCGGAUUGAGUCAUUUUGAAAUUGUCUAUAGUCGGAACCCAUCCAGGGUACUUGAUUUGGCUCCAAUUAUGGCCGAACAUCUUCGAGGUAUCCAUGAGCAGGUGAAGCUGUCCAUACAGGAUAGUUAUACUGAGUACAAGGCUCAAGAAGUAUUAGCUAGUGAUCGUUUUCCAGCUAGAGAGUACAAUAAGCUAAAGGAGAGUAAGAUUAGACCUUGUGAAGUGCUACAAAAGAUCAAUGAUAAUGCUUACAGGUUGUGCCUCCCUAUCCAUUUGAAGACCUCUGACGUCUUCAAUGUGAAACACCUAAGCACUUGUUUUGUAGAGUCUGAUGAAGCUACUGUGAACUCGAGGGCGAGUUCUUUCCAACCCGAGGUGACUGAUGUAGGAGGAUUCGAGUCGAGUGAUGGAAAGCAAGUAAAAGCGGAUAAAAUAGCACAAGAAAGAGCAACACAAUAG